Messenger RNA from Saccostrea echinata, 1786 nucleotides. RefSeq lists its product as uncharacterized. Bases 1 to 993 code for a protein of 330 amino acids. Lineage: Eukaryota; Metazoa; Mollusca; Bivalvia; Ostreida; Ostreidae. The transcript is spliced from 6 exons. The record is from RefSeq and is a predicted model, not a curated record.
AUGGGGCGUACUGUUAUAAUUAUAGGUGUCGUGAUAAUUUUCAUCUUAAUUAUCAUUGGAAGUGCAGUAAUUGGAAACGGAUUUAGUACCGUGGAAUAUUAUGAGUUUGGCUUUAAACGACAAAAGUCAACCGGAAAAGUGGACAAAACUAACAUCUACAGUUCUAUCCUCUACUUUGGUGGACCUGACAUGGAAUUCAAAACAUUUCCGGCGGACGCUCAUCACGUAACAUUAAAAAAUGCCAAAAUAUUUACAGCAGAUAAACUUGAGGUCAGAAUAACAGCUUAUUUACAAUAUUUCAUCCGAAAAGAUGAGCUAGUUUUGCUGCACGACAAAUUUGACUUGGGUUAUAAAAGUGUCAUGGAGACCAGUGCCUUAGACGCCCUAAAGGGUUCAACAACACUAUAUACCACAAGAGAGCUGGUAACUAACAGAAAGCUGAUGGAACAAACUAUCUACAAAGCUGUGAGAGAACGCUUAGGGGGCACCUGUUGUAGGCCGGACUGUACUUCGUAUGCCUAUGCUUGUCCAGAAAAUUGUAAACCAUAUGUUCACUGCACUGCUAAAGAAAAGGGACUCUUUGUCGAUGUAAAAUACUUCCAACUUGGACAAGUGACAAUACCGCAUAGUGUACAAGAACGCUUUAUGAAAGCUCUUACGUUACAAGAGCAAUCGGAUCGCGAGGUGCUUUUACAAGAGGCCAAAGUUAUCCGUAAAAACACUACAGCUAUGGUUAAAAAAAUUAAGAACAAAGCUGCAGAAUUUCUGAAAAAUGGGACGGCUGUUGCAAAUUUAAUAUCAGCCGUGGCAAGAUCCAACUACACGACUGCAUUAGAGACAGCACGUGUUAAGGGACUUAAAUAUAUCUUCAAUGAAUUAGGAUUGUCACAGCAAGAACAAAAGAACAGUGUUAACUAUUUACGAACAUUACGGGGACACCAAAAAGCUCGCUUUACUGUCGAUUUUCAACAAAGAAUUGCAGGAAAUCUUUAACAACUAAAAAAACAAUAGAGAAAGUGUUCUGUAGAAAUCUGAUUUACUUACAUAUAGUUCCCCGUUUGAAGCAAUUUGCUGCAUGGAAUAUCAUGACUAUUACCUUGUGUGUGUAUUCUUCAGUUUAGUAUUCGCUAAAGCUAAGGUUGAGCUUUGAAUGUGGUUGAAUGUUUUACGUAAGGAUUAUUAUAUCUAUUUAUCUUUUUACCUCACCUGAGCUGAAAGCUCAAGUGAGCUUUUCUGAUCACCCAUUGUCCGUCGUCCGUCCGUCUGUAAACUUUUCACAUUUUCAACUUCUUCUCAAGAACCACUGGGCCAAUUUUAACCAAAUUUGUACAAAGCAUCCUUGUGUGAAGGGAAAUUUAAAUAGUUAAAAUGAAGGACCAAGCCCCAUUCCAAGGGGAGAUAAUCAAGAAAAGACAAAAAUAGGGUGGGGUCAUUAAAAAAUCUUCUUCUCAAGAACCAUUGGGCCAGAAAAGCUGGAACUUACGUGAAAGCAUGCUUGGGUAGUGUAGAUUCUAAUUGUUCAAAUCAUGAACCCCCUGGGGUAGGGUGGGGCCACAAUAGGAAAUCCAAGAUUUACAGUGAAAUAUGUAGUAAAAAAUCUCUAAAAAUCUUCUUUUCAAGAACCACUGGGCCAGAAAAGCUGAAACUUAAAUGGAAGCAUGCUGGGGUAGUGUAGAUUCUAAAUUGAUUAAAUCAAGACCCCUGGGGCUAGGGCAAGGCCACAAUAGGGAAUCCAAGUUUUACAUUGAAAUAUAAAGUAAAAAUCUGUAAAAAUCUUCUUCUCAAG